Messenger RNA from Lineus longissimus, 2127 nucleotides. RefSeq names its product thioredoxin-related transmembrane protein 1-like. The record is from RefSeq and is a predicted model, not a curated record. Bases 1 to 843 code for a protein of 280 amino acids. Gene Ontology annotation, cellular component: endomembrane system. Gene Ontology annotation, molecular function: disulfide oxidoreductase activity. Lineage: Eukaryota; Metazoa; Nemertea; Pilidiophora; Heteronemertea; Lineidae. The transcript has 8 exons.
AUGGCAGCCUCCACGAAAUCAAAAUUUUUUACUUCCUUGUUUCUUUUUGCUUAUUUUCACCUUUCCUCGGGUCAGGAUGAAAGCAAAUUGAUAACACUUAAUGAGAGUACUUGGCAGGACUUGCUAGAUGGAGAGUGGAUGGUGAAAUUCUAUGCACCCUGGUGUCCUGCCUGUCGUUCAUUUGCUCCAAAAUGGGAAGAAUUUGCUGGAAAAGCUGCGGCAUUCAGUGUCAAAGUCGCAAGUGUAGAUGUCACCAUCAACCCAGCAUUGAGCGGGAGAUUCUUCAUAACUUCAUUACCAACAAUAUAUCAUGUGAAGGACGGUGUGUUCCGCCAAUACAAAGGAAGUCGAAGUGUUGGAGAACUUAUCACACUAAUCAGAGACAAGAAAUAUGAAGAAAUUGAGCCACUGGCCUGGUACCAGCAGCCAGGUUCAAUACCGAUGGAGCUGCUGAGUUGGUUUUUCAAGGCUUCUAUGAUUGUUAGGAAUGUCCAUGAGAGGAUGACAAAUGAAUAUGGCAUUCCAGUGUGGGGAUCUUAUAUCUUGUUUGCUGUAUUUACUGUAGUCAUGGGACUACUGUUUGGACUGAUAAUUGUCUGUUUUUGUGAUUGCAUCUGUCCACCAGCACCAUACAGAGAACCACCCAGAAGUGCUGAUCCUCCUAAUGAUAAGAAAGUGGAAGAAUUCUUAAAAAACGAAAAGGACUCUGAUGCUGAUGAUGUCAUCGAAGAUGAUCGGGAAAAAGAUGACGGAGACAAGGAGGACAAAGAUGAAGAGGGUCACGAGGGGUUAAGACAGAGGAAGAAUGUGGAGAAAGAGGAGGGAGAAAAAGAGGAGGAUUAACACGGAUCUGUUAAAUAUAGUAAAAUAUCUUUAACUUCUAAAGAAAGUAAUUAGGGCUAAGGUGGCACAUUAGAAAUAUUGGUGCUGUUCAUAUCAUAGUCACUGGGUUGUGUUCUGAGCAGGCCAGGUGGUGACCCUCUCAGAAUACAAAGCUUUUAGAGAUGGGAGGUGAAUUUCUAGUUUGUUCCAGACAAUGGUACUUCCUACAGUGACACUCUACAAAAUCAGGAUUGCCUUGUGGGCUGGGUUAUUUGACUGGGGUUUCUGUAACAUCACAUUCCACAGGAAGUUACAUUCCCUGACAAUUGAAUUUAAGGGUCAAAUUCUGUAAACCUGGACAUUUUCUGACAAGAGUAUAUAUCGCUGGUCAAGAAGGGCUUGGGCCAUUGAAAUUGCGUCUUCGAGAUCCAUGGAGUACCGGUAGUUAGUUAUCACUUAUACAUACAAUGUAGUUACCACUACCAGUGCACUGUGGACAAGUGAGUCACACACUGGCGCGAUUACAGUGGCUCCUGUGGUAUAGCUCUAUACGAUUGCUUGCAGUGGUCAGGCUUAUAGUGUUCGCUUACUUGUAUCUGCUCAUAUGAUAUCAGAUUUUGUACUAAGACUCUUCUUUGCAUAUAAGUUUAUUUUUGCUUGAGUGUGUGUGAUGUUUGUCUGAUAUGAAAAUAUUUUUCUUUAUGUACUUCAUUUUUGUUGGUUGUAUUAUUCCCUGAAAGGGAGUCAUACUUGUAUGCGUGUCUACUCCAUGCAAUGUGUUAUAUUUUUGUGUUUUCAUAUCAAUACAAUUGUUUGCAUGAACAGGUUAUUAUAAGUUCUUAACACGUAUAGGCAAGAGAGCAGUCCAUAAUUAACACCAGUAACUGCCCGCUAACGUUUUUUUAUUACAAUUUCUUUAAUUGUACUGAAUGGAAGAUUUGACUAAACAAUCAAUCUAUGCAUUUCAGAUGGUGUUUAUAAUUUGCUGCUUUAUGAUGAAAUGUGGAAUUACCAUAAGAUCAGAACCUGUUCUCUAUAAUGGUGCUGGUGAUUAGUCCUUGUUUGUCUUGAUUUAGUCUUCUUACCUUGUGAAGUGGAAAGUGCAUUAAUUGGGAGAAAUUCAGGUCCACUGUUUAUACCAGUUUGUGUCAAGGUAGUAGGACAUAUUGGAUUGAAAGGAGGAAGGUCCUGAGACUUUCCUUGAAGGGUAUAUUCCAUGAUUCAUCAUAGUCUAGUAAAUAGUUAUACAUAUGUAAAUGAAACUACAAUGAUGAUGUGACUGAAUAAAGGUGAUUUUUAAUCAAA